CCUCCAUAUCACCCAAUAAGUUGGUUUCCGAGGCCUACGAUUCCACCACAACUGCGACAGUUAUCCCCCUUUCUACCUUUAGACGGAUAGUUUUCUGCGCUGUCACUUCCGCCACUGUUGCUCUUUCAUAACUGGUGGCCUCUUUCUGAAACAUAUCUCCAUCUACCACCAGAAGUCUAAAAUGCUCCUCCGACUCCGCGGGCCGGAUGGCAUGUUCCGGUUGACCGUGGAAAAGGACGACACAUUUGGAGAUCUUGCCCGUGUGCUCUUUCCCAAGCUUCCCCCGACUACCGACAUCAACACCAUCACGUUGUCAAACGCACCGUCAGGUGGAGACUCGAAGCGCCUUCAGGAUAUAAGAAAAUUCAAGCUCAGUCAGAUCGGCCUCAGGCAUGCGAGCCGCCAAUCUCUAAGGUUUAAACAUGUGCAGAUGCUGACAGCUACUAAUAGCCAUGGCGACUUGAUUUUUAUCGCCUACAAGCAUCAAGACAGCACCUCGAACGGCCUCGCUAACGGCGAUGUUUCAGAGUCGCAGUCCGUCUCAUCGACCAACCGACUGAAUGGCAAACCUGUCCUUCCGACCGAAGACCGCCCGAUAGACCCGCCGUCUAUUUCGCAACAACCAGAGAAGAUCAAGAAGCCCUGGGAAGUUGUGAGGCAGGCUCCCCUCGACGAUCGGCUAGAUAAACGCGAUGGCAAAAUUCCCAGGAAAAUGGACCCAAAGAUGUGUCGGCAUGGACCCAAAGGCAUGUGCGAUUAUUGCAUGCCUUUAGACCCGUUCAACGCCAAAUACCUCGAGGAAAAGAAGAUCAAGUACAUGUCGGUCCACUCGUACAUGAGGAAGAUUAACUCUGCCACCAACAAACCUGAGCUUGGCAGCUCGUUCAUCCCUCCACUCGUUGAGCCGUACUACCGGGUCAAGCGAGACUGUCCAGCGGGGCAUCCACAAUGGCCCGAAGGGAUCUGCACAAAGUGCCAGCCAAGCGCAAUCACACUACAGCCGCAGCCGUUUCGGAUGGUUGACCAUGUCGAGUUUGCGUCGCCUGCUAUUGUCGACACGUUUAUUGACGCUUGGCGACGGACUGGGGGCCAGCGUCUUGGAUAUCUCUACGGACGGUACACGGAGUAUGACGUUGUUCCCUUGGGCGUCAAGGCCGUGGUGGAGGCGAUCUACGAACCUCCCCAGGUAGACGAGGUUGACGGCAUCUCCUUGAACGCGUGGGAGAAUGAGGCCGAGAUCAACAAAGUUGCCAAGCUGUGCGACAUGGAGCAAAUAGGCGUCAUUUGGACUGACCUCCUCGACUCUGGUAGCGGCGAUGGCUCCGUCAUUUGCAAGCGUCACGCCGACUCAUACUUCUUGGCAUCUCAAGAGGUCCAUUUCUCAGCCCGGCUGCAGGCUCAGCAUCCCAAGGCCACAAAAUGGAGCGACACAGGCAGAUUUGGAUCGAGCUUUGUCACCUGCAUCAUCUCUGGCAACGAGACGGGCGAGAUCUCCAUCUCCGCUUACCAAAUGUCGAAUGACGCGGUGGAAAUGGUGCGUGCCGACAUUGUCGAGCCGUCUACAGCACCCGAAGUGAUGUUGGUCCGUGACGAGGAGGAAGACGACGGGUCGGCCAGUAGGACCCGCUAUAUCCCCGAGGUGUUCUAUCGGCGGAUUAAUGAGUACGGGGCCAACGUGCAGGAGAACGCUAAGCCAGCAUUCCCCGUCGAGUACCUGUUUGUUACCCUCACACAUGGCUUCCCGGAGGUGCCCAAACCUGCCUUCAAAGACCUUGGAUUCCCGAUUGAGAACCGCGAAUAUAUGGGCGAAUCGCAGGAACAUUCGGCAGCUGCCAAGGCGCUUCAGGUUCACCAAAAGGCGGAUUCCAAGCUUGACGUCGCCAACUUCCAUCUGCUCUGCUUCCUUCACCAGAUGGGGAGUCUCAACUGCCAGGACGAGGAAGCACUCCUCUGCCGGGUGGCGACUCAACAUGACUUGGCAGAGUCCUUCCAGCUCCGCUCCACGACCGGAUGGCAGACCCUACAAGCCAUCCUUCAAUCAACCGGUGAGAGAAUCCCCAAGCGACCGUGGGCGGCUGGCGAAACCGACAUUGCCGACGAUGUCUCGGCCGCUCAUGGCGUCCCCUCCCACCGCGGCGACACCGAUGAACGUCUUGCUAAACGCAUUGCUGCUAUCAGGCUA
This is a messenger RNA of Phialemonium atrogriseum, 2182 nucleotides long. RefSeq names its product putative npl4 family protein. The annotation marks the transcript as partial. Gene Ontology annotation, molecular function: ubiquitin protein ligase binding; ubiquitin binding. The record is from RefSeq and is a predicted model, not a curated record. Gene Ontology annotation, biological process: ubiquitin-dependent protein catabolic process. Gene Ontology annotation, cellular component: nucleus. NCBI's taxonomy places the organism in Eukaryota, Fungi, Ascomycota, Sordariomycetes, Cephalothecales, Cephalothecaceae. The transcript is spliced from 3 exons.